AUGACAGGGAAAGUCAACAGAGACCUUUUUUUUAAACUAGCUUCUGAUCUUCGAGAAGAGCGUCUACAUGCAGCUGUCGCAUUAAUAAAGGACUUAUCCGCAUUAGAUUUGCCCGACGAUGCAGAAGAAUGGUCUUAUGUAUUGAAUCGUUUAAUCAAGGGUUUGUCGUCUGACAGAAAUAGCGCGAGGUUAGGAUUUUCUUUAUGUUUGACGGAAGUAAUCAAUUUAGCUGUUAAUAUGCCACCAGGUCAACGACCAAAAGGUUUAGAAUCAACGAACGAGUUCUUGAGCACCUUAUCAACCAUUUUGAACGUUAAUGUCAAUGAGGGAACAAAAAAAUCCAUGAAGGGCAAAGAUGAGCGUGGAAUUUUAUUUGGGAAGUUAUUUGGCUUGAAAUCUCUACUAAAUGAACCUUUAUUCUCAGAAAUAUUUGUUAAAGAUUUGGAAAAAGGAAACACCGAGUUUUUCAUUCGAUUCACGGAACAGCUAAUUGAUCUGGCCCUGAAGAAAAACUGGAUCAAAGAACCAUGCUUUUUUACCCUUUUCCAGACUAUGAAAAUGCUGCUACCUUUUAUGGAUGAAAGUUCCGCUGAAAAAAUUCUUCUGAUAUAUGAUAAAUAUGACCUGACUCUGACAAAUGAGGGACUGUCAACUUAUUUGUUGCUGAAAUAUGAAGGUGAUGAAAGUCUAAUUCCCUCGGUGUUGGAUUUGAAAAAUCCAGGUUGGAAGGAUAACGACCCUCUGGCAAGAGGAAAUCUGCCCCUUUUAACAAAAGUAUUGAGAAACUCUUCUGUAAUUCCGGAUGCCAAUGGAGGUUUAAAAGAGACGAAAAAACAAAAAAACACGAAUUGGAACCCUAGGCUGCAUUUUGUUUGGAGUGUUCUGCUACCGUUGUUUGGUAAUGGAAAAUUAGAGAACACUAGUCAUAUUUCGAAGAAAAGGAAGAAAACCAACAAUAAAAAGGUUCAGAAUUCAAUUCAAUUUCCAGAGUUUUGGAAAAUGGCCGUGGACGAAUCAUUUUUCAAUGAGAAAGCUUCUAGUGAAAGAAAAUAUUUAGGCUUUCUAAUAAUCGACGCGGCUUUCAAGGCAGUUCCUGGCUCGUACAUCGGGUUUUGCUUCAGCCAAAACGUUAUGAGAACAUUGAUCAACCAAUCAAUAGAUUCACAAAGAGUUUUAAAUAAGAUUUCCCAGUUAACUUUAGACUCCAUAGUGAAGGCUUGUGAAGAAGAUUCUGCAAACAGACUAGUACCUUGUUUAAAUGCAAUGUUAUUUGGUCCUCACGGUUCCAUAAACUUUGAUAAGUUAACAAAAUCUGGCACCGUUUCCAAACUUAUUGCAAUUAAAGAAUUACCUUCUACUGUUCUUGCCCAAUUACUCGAUGUGUUUUUUCUACAGUUACAAGAUAAAAAGGGAGUUUUAUCUCAUACCCUUUUUGCUCUUGAUUCCAUCCUUCAUAUAGUUCGUGCACACAAAGUCGAAAUCAAUGACAUGGACAUAAUGAAGCCCGUGUUGAGACCCAUCGUAUAUAUGGCUUUCUUCAAACAUACAUCAGAUGAUCUGAAGUUAGAACAGCUACACGAAUUAGCCAAGGAAAGACUUUAUUCCAUCCUGGGAGAGUUGACAAUAAACAAAGAAAUACGUUGCAAAGAUCCUGAAAUAAACUCAUGGCAAUAUCUGACAUUAAAGUUAAUACUGGACAUUGAAAAUUCUCAUGUAGGAGAUUUAAUCAAUCCACUGGACGAAAAUUUAGAAAAUAUAAAAAACGAAGCUAUAUCUUGCUUGAGUAAAGUUUGCAGAUCAAGAACUGCUCAAUCUUGGGGUCUAAGCACGUUGUUAUCUAUGUGCUUAGUACAAUUAUAUGCAGGUGACACCGAUUCUAUUUCUGUGAUCGAAGAACUUUGCGAAUUUUCCAAACACGAGAAUAACUCAAUGGUAGGCAUCACUGAAAUCUUACUAUCACUUUUAGCCCAAAAGAAGGCCUUACUCAGGAAAUUGAGUUUAAUAAUCUGGCAGCAGUUUAUUGAAGAAGUUGGUUUGGAAGAAUUGCAAAUUUUAUUAGAUAUUUUAAAAGCGAGAGAAAACAAGCAAGGUUUUGCCCAGCUAUUCGAAGGAGAAGAAGAAUUUGAAGAAAUUAAGGAAGAAAAUGAUGCCAGUGAAGACGAAUCGAAAACUGGUAGUGAAAGUGAAAGUGAAAGUGAGAGUGAUAGCGAUGAUGCUGAUGAAAAAGAUGAAGAAGACGAGGCAAAUGAAGAUAUUUUGAAUAUUGAUAAAGAGGCCACUAGCGCCUUAGUGAAGGCGUUAAAUUUACCCGAUAACAUAGUUAAUGAUAAAGGGGAAGUUGACUUAGACCAACUCGAAGGGCUUUCUGACGACGGUGGAGACGAUGAAGAUGAGGAGUCUAUGGAUGAUGAAAAAAUGAUGGAAUUAGAUGAUCAGUUAUCCGAAAUUUUCAAACGUCGUAAGGAAGCAUUAUCAAGCAUAUCUACUGGAAACCAGAGGAAAUUUGAGGUAAAACAAUCUAGGGAAAACGUUAUCUCGUUCAAGCAUAGAGUUGUCGACAUGUUAGCCGUUUACGUCAAAUAUUGUGAAAAAUUGACUCUUGCUAAUAAAAGUGAACAUUCCAACAAUUUAGGAGGCUCAUUAAGCAAGCUCGUUUAUUUUAUUAUCCCAAUGCUGAAAUGUGUCAAUGAAACUCUUGAUAGGCCACUUGCCGACAAAAUUUCUAAAUUGUUGAAGGGUAAAAUAUUCAAGAUAAAAGUAACUGCAUUCAAAGACAUGAACAAAGACAUCGAGCUUAUGGAUUUGUUGAAAAAAACACACAAGCUGAUGCUGACUUCUAAGCCAGGUCAGCAUGCUGCAGUGUUUUAUUCAAUGUGCUCAACCAGCUCACUGUUUUUGAGUAAGUUAUACGUUGAAAUCGGUGGUAACGACAAGCUUGACGAAUUGAUUGACUUGUAUACUGCAACUACCAAAGAGUGGAUGCAAAAAGGAAAAUGUGGACCUAACAUUUUUAUUGAUUUCAUCAAUUGGCUAUCUUCAAAAAAGCAAACUGUAAUGGAUAAGGAAUAA
Molecule: messenger RNA, 3069 nt
Organism: Saccharomyces cerevisiae S288C
Lineage: Eukaryota; Fungi; Ascomycota; Saccharomycetes; Saccharomycetales; Saccharomycetaceae
Gene: POL5
Product: DNA-directed DNA polymerase
Exons: 1
Coding region: 1-3069 (1022 amino acids)
Biological process (GO): regulation of DNA-templated transcription; DNA biosynthetic process
Cellular component (GO): nucleolus
Molecular function (GO): DNA polymerase activity; DNA binding; nucleic acid binding
Source: RefSeq, marked reviewed